CAGCGCUGGAACCGGUGAUGACCCGAUAAGCAAGGCUUUUCUUGAUACUGGCGGCCGGGAUGCUUGGUUUGUGUAUCUACUCGCCGACAAACGCGCGAAAAACGCAAGACACCAUGAUGGCAAAGCUAAAUGCCAGAAAAUAAUUCGCGACAUUGAAUCCCGGACUCAAGAUGGCCUUAAAGAGAUAGCUAAGGAAUUAGGUGGAUGCAUACUUGCUGAAUGAAAGCUUCCUCUUCCUAAAAGGGCCGGAUCACCUUCCAGUGACCCGUCACAUCAUGCAGCGAAGCGACGCCGAAUUGCAACCAAUAACGUCCUUGAAACGCCACCCCGGAGUAUUUCGGUAGAAACGUUAGGCGAAGCCGAAGCAUUAAAUGAGGCACAACGAACUAAUCCACGCAUACAAAACUUUGUCAUUUCGCCUUUGGAUGCCAUGGACGGCGUUCUGCCCGAUGAGCUUGCAGAGGCAGUCGUGAGAACUACCCACCCACAUGAUCACACCAUCAAAACAUGUGAUAUGUCGAUUUCGGUGUUUUGGAACGUCGAAACCCGGAUGAAUUGUCUUCUCUCCAUUAAAAUUUCGCCCUUGAAAGCGUCGAAUCUCAUCCAACAACUAUUCGGCGUCCGCCUAGAAAGCGUAGAUGGCCUUCGGUACAUAUCCUUUCCAGGGGAGAUUGAAAUAAUACCCUGUCCGAAUGUUACCCUCGCAGCGUGUGACGUCCAAAUUGCUGAACGCAUCUUCGGCCCCGAAGUGACCAGAGCACUUUCUACGACUACGAUGUAUGUGCAAGAACGAGAACAGCGCCGCAAAAAAACAAAGAGCGUAACUGCACAUAUAUCAUCGAAUUCAGAUGAAAGUGUCGAUAUAAAUCUGAAUCUGGGGUUAUAUUAUGGAACCAGAAUUUGUACGAAAUUAUUCCCAAGCCAAUUAUAACUCAUGCAUCUUCCUUCAUCUUCCCACCGCCAAACCAAAGGCUAAUCCCCUUUGGUACUAUUCCUUCGCCAUCGAAAGGAUCUUUGCAUGUCUGUAUGGGGACCUCUUCCUUGCCAGUUUUGUAUACUAGAACAAUUGAAUUUUGCCAGUACACCCUCUGCCCAGAUCCCUCGACGGUGGUUGGGCGACUUUCGACACCAGUAAAAAAAUCGGCAUCCUUAGUCAGAGUCUCUGCUUUGAAUGACUAAAAUCUGGGUUAAACAAGUCUUGAUAUCUAAUAUUAGCAACGUACCAUAUGCAGCAGUUCUCUCUGCAAGGUUAAAUAUCAUGGGGGUGUUGUGACUAUGUAGCGGUGUUCCAAUAAUUAGAAAACUUGCCGGAAUGAUGUGGUGGGCGGCUUUUCUAGAGCGGGAAUAAAGCUGAAAGGGAUUCAAGCUACCAAAGAGGCAUUCAUAGACAUUGAGAAAUUCACUGCUUGAUGAAAUACAUUCAUAACCCGCAACAAUUCCGAUGUACGCGUACCAAAUAAUGAAGGCAAACAAGGUAAAUAAGGCACAAGGCCGUACCCCGCCUGGUCCCAAAUUAAAAAUUACUAGGUAAUACUAAAGAG
Messenger RNA from Annulohypoxylon truncatum, 1541 nucleotides. RefSeq lists its product as uncharacterized. Bases 431 to 931 code for a protein of 166 amino acids. The transcript has 2 exons. NCBI's taxonomy places the organism in Eukaryota, Fungi, Ascomycota, Sordariomycetes, Xylariales, Hypoxylaceae. The record is from RefSeq and is a predicted model, not a curated record.